AUGGAUGAUGCUUCAAGAGUGAAAUUACUGAAAUGUGAAAACCCCUUUGAUGACUACAUUAAUGCUAACUAUGUGCCAGGCUACAAUUCAAGAAAAGAGUUUAUAGCUGCUCAGGGUCCAUUGCCCGUCACGAUAAACAAAUUUUGGAGAAUGAUCUGGGAGAACAAAGUCUACACCAUAGUGAUGCUGACCAAAUGCAACGAGCUGGGAAAAGUGAAAUGUGAAAAGUACUGGCCAUCUGAGACUGACUUUUAUCAUAACAUCUCUGUGACAACCACCUCAGAGACAGAACUGGACGACUGGACAAUUAGAGACUUCAGUAUCAAAAACGUGGAAACAGAAGAAACUUGUAAUGUACGCCAGUUCCACUUCACAGCGUGGCCGGAUCAUGGAGUUCCAGAAACCACUGAGGUCCUUAUUGAGUUUAGGCACCUGGUGAGAGAACAUAUGAACCAGUACUCAUGCACCUCUCCAACCGUGGUGCAUUGCAGUGCUGGUGUGGGAAGAACAGGGACAUUCAUUGCCAUUGACCACCUGAUCUCCCAGAUUGAAAGGGACAGCAUGGUGGACAUCUACGGAAUUGUUCAUGAUAUGCGCAUGCACAGGGCUCUCAUGGUGCAGACUGAGGACCAGUAUGUUUACCUCUACCAGUGUGCCUAUGACCUCAUUCAAUCAAGAACUAUGUCCAACAACUUAAUUUACCAGAAUACAGCAUCAUUUGAAAUCUACCAGAAUGUAGAUUUUAAGGAAAACAAAGAUAAGAUGUCCUUUACCGAAGGAUCAAAUUUGUGAAAUGGAUACAAUAUAUAUUCUUGCACAGUAAUCAAAUCAUUUGAUUAAUGUACUGUAAAAAUUAAAACACAAAUAAUGCAG
Danio rerio (zebrafish) is the source of this 873-nucleotide messenger RNA. The record is from RefSeq and is a predicted model, not a curated record. NCBI's taxonomy places the organism in Eukaryota, Metazoa, Chordata, Actinopteri, Cypriniformes, Danionidae.